UUCUCCUCUUCAGACAAAGCUGGAGGAUCGAGGGGGAAAUGGAGCACCUUUGGUUGUGGAGGUUUUUAAUAGUGGUCCAAGUUUUUGACUUGUGUUUGGCCGCUGAUUCAGGAAAACACUGGGAGAGAAUUAAGGAGAAGAUAUCAGAUGCUGUUAAAGAGCACAUUCCAUGCAGACCUGCCAACUGUAGCUGCCACCUGAGUGUUUUACAGCAGGAUUUACAGCCCUUUAAAGGGGGGAUUUCAGAGGAUGUCAUGGCUGCCACGGUUCAGAGAGGAGUGGGAACCCACUACCAGAUCAUUGGACACAAGCUGUACAGGGAGCACAACUGCAUGUUCCCCGCUAGGUGCAGUGGGGUGGAGCACUUCAUACUGGAGGUGAUUGACAAGUUACCUGACUUGGAAAUGGUUGUAAAUGUGAGGGAUUACCCUCAAGUCCCCCACUGGGUGCAGCCGACCCUGCCAGUCUUCUCUUUCAGUAAGACCUCAGACUACAAGGACAUCAUGUACCCAGCAUGGACGUUUUGGGAGGGCGGGCCUGCUGUGUGGCCCAUUUACCCCACCGGACUGGGAAGAUGGGAUCUGAUGAGGGACGAGCUUGAAAAAUCUGCAACAAAUUGGCCGUGGAAGAAGAAAGAGUCCAAAGGAUUCUUUAGAGGUUCCAGAACCAGCCCUGAGCGCGACCCUCUCAUCCUUCUGUCCAGAGAAGCUCCAGAGCUGGUGGACGCAGAGUACACGAAGAACCAAGCCUGGAGGUCUGAGAAGGAUACACUCGGGAGACCCCCUGCCAAAGGAAUUCCCCUGGUAGAUCACUGCAAAUACAGGUAUUUAUUCAACUUCCGUGGUGUGGCAGCAAGCUUUCGCCUCAAACAUCUCUUCCUCUGCGGUUCUUUGGUGUUUCACGUGGGAAAUGAAUGGCAGGAGUUCUUUUACCCUCAGCUCAGGCCCUGGGUCCACUACAUCCCAGUCAAGCAGGAUCUGUCUGAUGUCAGGGAGCUUCUCGAGUUCGUUAAAGAGAAUGAUGGCAUCGCGCAGGAGAUAGCUACAAGGGGUAAGGAAUUCAUCCUCAGCCACCUGCAAAUGCAAGAUAUUUCCUGCUACUGGGAAAGACUUCUGACGGAGUUCAGCCAGCUGCUCACCUACAAACCCCAAAGAAAGAGCAGCUACAACCAGAUAGUCCACAGAGCCAGCAAAACAGAGCUGUGAGACAGACUGCGUGGGGCCGGUGCAGCUGCUGUGAAGGAAAACCUGAGAUUAUGAAUGUGAUGAUGCACGAUUUCCUUUCGAGCGGCACUACGCAGCGUUGUUGGUAUUCCAUUUUUGCCUGUGUUUAUUUAACUGAUCUGAAGUCUGACGAUUUAAGAUUCUUUUCAUGUAUUUCUGUUGAGUGCAGUGUUUUGGACCAGUGUGCACCACACAACAGCACACGUGUCCAAAAGUUACAGGCUAUACAGCCAUACUGUUGACUGUAGAUGCUGUCAUUAUGGCCCCUUUGGUCACCACGUACACAAUUGUGUACAUCACUUUCUACAGUUAUAUAUUGUACUGAAAUAUUUAAUCCCUAACAUUUCCUACCUAAAAAGAUUAGGUGGGAAGAAUAUGGAUUUUUUUUUUCCCCACAAAAAUUCCUGUAUUGUGACUGAAGGGGUUAAAAAAAGACAUGUGCUAAACUACAGGUAAACAACAAGGAUCCCUCCAUCCAUGCAUCCUUCUGUUUUCUUAACAGCUUGUCUAAUUAAAGGUUGCAAGGGGGCUGGUGCCUCAGCCACCUAUCAUAGGCCUUUGUUAAUAAAUCCGAGCCCCCCUUUUUUCAUGCAAAACCUUCAGGUGCCAGUAGGGGGCUUAUGUGCCGAGUUUUUAUUGAUCACUCUGGUUCAGUCCAGAAGUGGCGACUGUUUUCACGCCUGUUAUCCAUCUGACCAGCACAAAGUGUGUUUUUAAACAGCUGAGCUAUUUUUACUUACUAAAGAGGCAUUCCAGAAAUUUCACACGUGACUUUCUUUUUAAUUUGUCAUGAUCACUACUUGUAGAAAAAGUUGGCAAAUUUGCUUCUUUGGGGAGAAAAUAGCCAUGAUGAUGAUGAUGAUGAUGAUGGUGAUUGUGAUUAUGUUAUAGUGACAUGAUCGAGACUAUUUGAGAUGAUGAUGUGAAAGGAAUGAGUGAAUAAGGUUCAGUCCCUUCCACGAGAAAACUCUGAGGGAUUGCUGAGUAACCGCCGUAAAUAAAUGACACAUGAAUAUGUAGAAUCUGGAGGCAAGGGGCGAGAGUUUUUGGUACCAGAGCCUCUCUGGGUUCUGUUUUGCAGUCUGCUUGCAGAGCUCAUGUUUGAGCAGGCUUUGGUUGCAUGCAGGUAAAUGGUUCAUGUGAUUGGUCGAACAGUUGUUUUAACAGAAACUAAAAAAAUCUUUUGAUCCUUUCCUGGAGACAUUAGAUACAUCUAAUGAAACUGUUAUGCACUAAAUUAUUGAAAAGUUUAAUUUUAGACACUUGAACUAAGACAUUUGUUUGGAUAUAUACAAAAGAUGUGUAAUUAGGGUGGAUAGGGUUAUCAGUUUUUACAUUAAAUGUAGUUUACUAUGUUGGGAUCAUUUUAUGAACAAUAAAUCUCUUUUUUUAGUAUUGGUUAAUUCUAUGCCUGUUUGGUACAGUUAGUAAAAAUAUUCUGUAGUCCAGCUACCAGAAAUUAGAGUAGUGGCUGAUAAGAUGUAGAAUUUCUUCUUCAUUUAAGCUUUGUUACAUUUAAGCUUUGUUACACUGCCCUCUGCUGGGUAACUGAAUAAUCUCCAGACUUUUAUGUUUCAGACAACAUGAAAGCAAAUCGUCAACUGUGUCACUCAUUUUGAUGGCACCGCCAUAGUUUUCAUAACCUGAAGAUGAAAUAGAAGGACAUUUUCUUUUACACAAAGUGCCAGCAGUAAGCAAUAAUGAUAUGUUUGUUUUACACUUCUGUUACAAAUCUGCUGAUUUGACCAGAAAUGCUGUGAUGUGCAGAAUGUUUGUUUUUAUCUCAG
This is a messenger RNA of Archocentrus centrarchus (flier cichlid), 3010 nucleotides long. RefSeq names its product protein O-glucosyltransferase 1 (gene poglut1). Lineage: Eukaryota; Metazoa; Chordata; Actinopteri; Cichliformes; Cichlidae. Bases 39 to 1205 code for a protein of 388 amino acids. Gene Ontology annotation, biological process: protein O-linked glycosylation; positive regulation of Notch signaling pathway. The transcript has 11 exons. The record is from RefSeq and is a predicted model, not a curated record. Gene Ontology annotation, molecular function: UDP-xylosyltransferase activity; UDP-glucosyltransferase activity. Gene Ontology annotation, cellular component: endomembrane system.